GAGCACAUUGCGAAGCAAGAGCUAUCUGGAGAUAGCCAAGCUCGGUUACGAAGUUAUUGCCAAAAUGCCGUCGCCUAGAUUUAUAAAGAGCCACUUCCCUUUCACAAUGCUUCCUGGACUUUUAGAUGUUGUUUGAAAGGUCGUAUACGUUGCUCGCAAUCCGAAAGACGUUGCAACCUCUUGGUAUCAUCUUAAUUAUGCCAUAAAGACGGAUAGGCAUAUCGGCGAUUUUGCCACCUUUUGGAAUUACUUCAAAAAUAGUUUGACUCCCUGGAAUCCAUAUUGGGCACAUUUAAAAGAGGCGUGGGCCUUGAGAAAUAACAAAAAUCUUCUGUUCAUGUUUUACGAGGAGAUGACACACGAUUUUCCGAAAGCAAUUAAGAAGGUAACGAAAUUUUUGAACAAGACAUACACAGACGAAGAAGUUAGCAAGGUUGUGGAUUAUCUGGACAUUAAGAAUUUCCGGAACAAUCCGAUGAUCAACUAUCUGAGAGCUUGUGGGAUCAUCGCCGAGGAAAGUUUCGUGAGAAAAGGAGGCACUAAUUGGAAAAAUAUAUUUACUGCGGAAAUAAAUGCGAAGGCAGACAAAUGGAUCGAAGAAAAUCUCACAGACACCGAUUUGUGUUUCCUAUUUUUCAACAAUAAUAACAACAACAUAAAUAACAACAAUUGAAAAGUCGUCAAAAGAUCAGAAAGAUUUUAAUCUCUAAAUAAAGUUUAAUUAUUUAAUGAAUGUACAUAUUUUACGCAUUUAAUAAGAGGAAUUUAAUCGAAACAAUUACACACA
Molecule: messenger RNA, 787 nt
Organism: Temnothorax curvispinosus
Lineage: Eukaryota; Metazoa; Arthropoda; Insecta; Hymenoptera; Formicidae
Product: sulfotransferase 1A1-like
Biological process (GO): sulfation
Cellular component (GO): cytoplasm
Molecular function (GO): sulfotransferase activity
Source: RefSeq, a predicted model, not a curated record